AUGGUUCCGAAAGUGGUCGACCUACAAAGGAUAGCGAACGAUAAGACAAGGAUAACAACUUACAAGAAGAGGAAAGCUAGUCUUUACAAGAAGGCACAAGAGUUCUCAACUCUCUGCGGCGUCGAGACAUGUCUCAUCGUCUACGGUCCCACGAAGGCUACCGAUGUGGUGAUUUCCGAGCCAGAGAUAUGGCCGAAGGACGAGACCAAAGUCAGGGCCAUCAUACGCAAGUACAAAGACACAGUGUCGACCAGCUGCAGGAAAGAAACCAACGUGGAGACUUUCGUCAACGAUGUAGGGAAAGGAAACGAGGUGGUGACUAAAAAGAGAGUGAAGCGUGAGAAUAAGUAUUCUAGUUGGGAGGAGAAGCUAGACAAGUGUUCACGAGAGCAACUACAUGGGAUUUUCUGUGCCGUGGAUAGCAAGUUAAAUGAAGCUGUAACGAGACAGGAGCGUAGUAUGUUUAGGGUUAAUCAUCAAGCCAUGGACACACCAUUCCCGCAGAAUUUAAUGGACCAACAAUUCAUGCCACAGUAUUUUCAUGAGCAGCCACAGUUUCAAGGCUUCCCUAAUAAUUUCAAUAAUAUGGGUUUCUCGUUGAUUUCACCUCAUGAUGGUCAGAUUCAAAUGGACCCAAAUCUCAUGGAGAAGUGGACCGACUUGGCUUUGACUCAAAGCUUGAUGAUGUCAAAGGGAAACGAUGGUACUCAAUUCAUGCAGAGGCAAGAACAACCAUACUAUAAUCGUGAACAGGUUGUAUCGAGGUCUGCAGGUUUCAAUGUUAACCCGUUUAUGGGAUAUCAAGUCCCGUUUAAUAUUCCUAAUUGGAGAUUAUCGGGAAAUCAAGUUGAAAAUUGGGAGCUUUCAGGGAAGAAAACGAUAUGA
Molecule: messenger RNA, 885 nt
Organism: Arabidopsis thaliana (thale cress)
Lineage: Eukaryota; Viridiplantae; Streptophyta; Magnoliopsida; Brassicales; Brassicaceae
Gene: AGL82
Product: AGAMOUS-like 82
Exons: 1
Coding region: 1-885 (294 amino acids)
Biological process (GO): positive regulation of transcription by RNA polymerase II
Cellular component (GO): nucleus
Molecular function (GO): cis-regulatory region sequence-specific DNA binding; DNA binding; protein dimerization activity
Source: RefSeq, marked reviewed